AUGUGCAGUGGCAAAUUACAGACAGGUUUGCUGGUGGUUGGCUACUUUGUCUACCUGCUAGUGGGUGCUGCUGUGUUCCAGGCGCUGGAGAGGACUGCUGAGAAGCAGGAAAAAAUGGCAGCUGCCCAGAUGAAGGAGGCUUUUCUGCAGAACUUCACCCACCUCACUGUGGCAGAGAUGGAGCAGUUCAUGAAGAACUUGACUGAAGCCAUUCAGAAUGGAGUAUACCCUGUUGGAAAUGAGUCACAGAUUGAAGACAGCAACUGGGAUUUCAGUAACUCCUUCUUCUUUGCAGGCACGGUUGUCUCCACAAUAGGCUAUGGCACACUGCAUCCUAAAACGGCUGGGGGCCAGAUCUUCUGUGUCUUUUUUGCUCUGUUUGGAAUCCCUCUGAAUAUUGUUUUUCUGCACCAUGUUGGUAAGAUGCUCUCACUGCUGUGUAAAAAGCUGGGGAAAUUCCUGCAUGAGAAAGGAAUGAGAAAGAAGAAGAUAAAAUUUCUGACCCUUUUUUUCUUCCUGGCAACGGGGAUCCUAGUUUUUCUGUGCUUGCCAUCCGUCUUCUUCCAGAUAACAGAGGGCUGGUCCUACAGUGAAGGAAUUUACUUUGCAUUUAUCACCCUUAGCACCAUUGGCUUUGGAGAUUAUGUAGUAGGUAAACAGCCUGGCAGGAAUUACUUUUCCUACUACCGAACACUGGUGGCCAUUUGGAUUCUUUUUGGCCUUGCCUGGAUUGCUCUCCUGUUUAAUUUAUUGACAACGGUACUAGAAGAUACUGAAAAAAUAAUUGUCAAGGAUCUCCAUCAAAUUGGAAAGGUGAGUAAGGACAGUGAAGCACCCACAAGCCCACAAAGAAGAUUCUGGCCUGCUCAAUUUAUUCCAGAAGAAGAACUACCACCACAUGCUGAAGGGGAUGCACAGAAAAUGAGGUCAUUAGCAGCAGAUUCUGAACACACAAAAAAUGAAAAAGAUGUUUAUUACAGCAAAACUAUUGCCAUAACAUGUGAGAAUUGA
This is a messenger RNA of Pterocles gutturalis (yellow-throated sandgrouse), 1011 nucleotides long. RefSeq names its product potassium channel subfamily K member 16-like. Gene Ontology annotation, molecular function: potassium ion leak channel activity. Gene Ontology annotation, cellular component: membrane. Lineage: Eukaryota; Metazoa; Chordata; Aves; Pterocliformes; Pteroclidae. Gene Ontology annotation, biological process: stabilization of membrane potential; potassium ion transmembrane transport. The record is from RefSeq and is a predicted model, not a curated record.